AUGGGAAGAAGAAACGGCGGCGGCGGCGGCGGAAGGUCUCUGCAAUUCGUUCUUCGCCGUCGAGUUGAAUCCUGCAAAUCAAAAUACAAAACCGCUGAAGAAAUCGUGGAUCAUUUUCGUUCAAAUUACCCUGACUACCGCAGAACUAAGUAUCAAACCCUAAUUGGAUUGGUUGAGGAUGCUAUUCGAUUUUCCAACAAUACUCCCACACGGAACCAUAACCAAAACAACAAUGCCGAGGAAGAUGACGAGGAGGAUGAGAAUCGAAGUGCUUCUCGAAAGAGACGUAAGGAAAUUAACGACGAAUCUGAAGAUAGAUUGCAAAAGAUGGAAGCACGUCACGUUAAAGCUAGGAUGAGUACGCAGGCUCCAUCAACUUCCUCCGAUUCUGCUUCGGCUAGCAGUGAAGAUGAAGGUGCAGUUUCGACCUCGGAGGACGGGAUCUACAGCGAGAAAGUUGAACCUGCUUUUGAUUUGAUGAAGGAUAUGCUGCGACAUUCAUAUUCAGGAACAACAAAGUCAGUAGUUCCUGUGGUGGAAGAAAAAGAAAAGAACGUUGAAUUGGAUAUCGGUAAUACAAGUAAAGCUACUAUUAUUGUCAAUGCGGAUGGUGGUAAAUCCAAAAGGACGGCAACAACAGAGAAACACUCUAAGGAUUCAGUUUCUAAUACUGGCGGUGGUAAAGGGAGCGGUGAUGUUGAGGUGAAAGGGAAAGAGGGGCCGACGUUUAAGGAUUUGGGUGGGAUGAAGCCUAUUUUAGAGGAGUUGAUGAUGGAUCUUGUGUCAUUGUGCAAUCCUCAGUUGCCUAGACAUUUAGGGGUGAAACCAGUUACUGGAAUUUUAUUGCAUGGACCACCUGGUUGUGGAAAGACUAGACUUGCUCAUGCUAUAGCUAAUGAAACAGGUCUUCCUUUUCACCAUAUUUCGGCUACGGAGGUGGUUUCUGGAGUCUCAGGUGCAUCUGAAGAAUAUAUUAGAGAGCUUUUCGAUAAAGCAAAAAGAACUGCUCCAUCAAUUGUCUUUGUUGAUGAGAUUGAUGCAAUUGCUUCGAAAAGAGAGAAUUUACAGCGUGAGAUGGAGAAACGAAUUGUGACCCAGUUAAUGACUUCCAUGGAUGAACCAGAGAGUUCUGAUGAACCUCGUGGCUAUGUUCUUGUAAUCGGGGCCACAAAUAGGCCUGAUUCUCUUGACCCUGCUCUUCGACGACCUGGUCGGUUUGAUCGUGAGUUUCUUGUUGGCGUUCCCGAUGAAUCUGCCAGGGUGGAGAUCCUUUCCGUGCUUACUCGCAAUCUUAAACUUGAUGGUUCGUUUGAUCUGCACAAAAUAGCCAGGUCUACGCCAGGGUUUGUUGGUGCUGAUUUGACUGCUCUGGCUAACAAAGCUGGUAAUUUGGCAAUGAAGAGGAUAGGUAAUGAAAGGAAGCGUGAAUUAUCUCAAGUUAUCAUGGAUGGGGAUACUCAAGCCUGGUUGAAAGAACCUUGGUUGCCUGAAGAAAUAAAUAAGCUUGCUAUCAAAAUGUCUGAUUUUGAGGAAGCAGCCAAAAUGGUGCAGCCUUCAGCAAGAAGAGAAGGGUUCUCUUCCAUUCCUAAUGUUAAAUGGGAAGAUGUUGGCGGGCUUGAUAUAUUAAGGCGUGAGUUUGAUCGCUAUAUUGUAAGGCGUAUUAAAUAUCCUGAGCUAUAUGAGGGAAUUGGGUUGAAUCUCGAGUCUGGAUUUUUACUAUAUGGACCUCCAGGAUGUGGUAAAACACUUAUUGCCAAGGCUGUUGCCAAUGAGGCGGGAGCUAAUUUCAUUUAUAUUAAGGGACCCGAGCCUCUAAAUAAGUAUGUCGGGGAAAGCGAGCUUGCGGUGCGGACAUUGUUUAGUCGUGCAAGGACUUGUGCACCGUGUGUACUAUUUUUUGAUGAGAUUGAUGCUCUGACUACCGAACGCGGUAAAGAAGGUGGAUGGGUUGUUGAAAGACUAUUGAACCAGUUGCUUAUUGAGUUAGACGGCGCUGAGAAUCGGAGAGGUGUAUUUGUCAUUGGUGCAACAAAUAGGCCCGAGGUGAUGGACCGUGCUCUCUUGCGGCCUGGUAGGUUCGGUAAACUGCUUUAUGUUCCUCUUCCAAGCCCAGAUGACCGUGUUUUGAUAUUAAAAGCUCUUGCAAGGAAUAAACCUAUUGAUUCUAGUGUGGAUUUGAGUGCCAUUGGAAGAAUGGAAUCAUGCGAAAACCUUAGUGGUGCUGAUCUUGGAAAAUUGAUGGAUGAAGCAGGAAUGGCUGCUCUUGACGAGAAGUUUAGCUCAACUGAGACAACCUCAUUGACCAUUAAGACAAGUCAUUUUGAGCUAGCACUAAGUAAAGUUUCUCCGUCUGUGUCAGACAAGCAAAAGCAGUACUAUGAUCGUUUGUCAAAGAGCCUACGAGCAGCAUGA
Lathyrus sativus (Indian pea) is the source of this 2412-nucleotide messenger RNA. The record is from the annotation of a GenBank genome assembly. Lineage: Eukaryota; Viridiplantae; Streptophyta; Magnoliopsida; Fabales; Fabaceae.